Messenger RNA from Cynocephalus volans (Philippine flying lemur), 2097 nucleotides. RefSeq names its product transcobalamin 2 (gene TCN2). Gene Ontology annotation, molecular function: cobalamin binding. The record is from RefSeq and is a predicted model, not a curated record. The transcript has 10 exons. The coding region runs from base 254 to 1552 and encodes 432 amino acids. Lineage: Eukaryota; Metazoa; Chordata; Mammalia; Dermoptera; Cynocephalidae. Gene Ontology annotation, biological process: cobalamin transport.
AUAGCUCCUUGUUCUGCUCCUUGUCUGGGCCAGGGUGGGCACUUCAAGAGGCUCCUCCUGUGAGAAGCACCAGACUUUUCCCCUCCUCUCUGCUGACUUAGCAGUGCACUGUGGGCGUGGAGGAAUUAAUCAGUGACAGGAAGCAGCCUCUUGCGGAGCAGUGGCUGGCUGUGGUCAGGACAGCCUCGGCAAGGCCAGCCCCAGGAAUCUGUCCCGCUUCCUGCAGCUGCUCACCCACCUAGCUGCUCCUGCCAUGGGGCCCCUUGGAGCCUUCCUCUUCCUCUUGGGGGCCCUGGGGGCUCUUGCUGACAUCUGUGAAAUACCAGAAGUGGACAGCCACCUGGUAGAGAAGCUGGGCCAGCACCUCUUGCCUUGGAUGGACGCACUCUCCCUGGAGUACCUGAACCCCAGCAUCUAUGUGGGCCUGCGCCUCUCCAGCCUGCAGGCUGAGACCAAGGAGAACCUCUACCUGCAUAGACUCAAGCUCUAUCACCAGCAAUGCCUCCUGGAGUCUGCCUCCAGUGACGAUAACAGUGACUGCCAGACCAAGCCUUCCAGGGGCCACCUGGCCCUCUACCUGCUUGCUCUCAGAGCCAAUUGCGAGUUUGUCGGGGGCCACAAGGGGGCCAGGCUGGUCUCACAGCUCAAGUGGUUCCUGGAGGAAGAGAAGAGGGCCAUUGGGCACGAUCACAAGGGCCACCCCCAGACCAGUUACUACCAGUACAGCCUGAGCAUCCUGGCCCUGUGUGUCCACCAGAAGCGGCUCCAUGACAGUGUGGUGGGCAAGCUCCUGUAUGCUAUAGAACAUGACCAGCAUCUCCAACAGGGCCACCUCUCUGUCGACACGAUGGCCAUGGCAGGCUUGGCCCUCACUUGUCUGGAGAACUCCAACUUAAACCCUGAUCAGGGACAACGGAUCACCAUGGCCAUUAGGACAGCACGAAAGAAGGUCCUGAAGGCCCAGACCCCCGAGGGCCACUUUGGGAAUGUCUAUAGCACCCCACUAGCACUGCAGUUGCUGAUGACCUCCCCCAUGUCCAGGGUGGAACUGGGCACAGCAUGCCUCAAGGCAAGGGCUGCUCUGUUGGCCAGCCUGCAGGAUGGGGCCUUCCAGAAUGUUCUCAUGAUCUCCCAGCUGCUGCCUGUCCUAAACAACAAGACCUAUGUGGAUCUCAUCUCCCCACACUGCCUGGCACCAAGAGUCAUGAUGAGACCAGCUACCAAGACUCUCUCACAGACCCGAGUCCCAGAGAUCAUCAGCGUCACACUGAAGGUCCCCAGCAUCUUGCCAUUAUACAAACAAUCCAUCUCUGUCUUUGCCGGGUCCUCCUUGGAAGAUGUCCUGAAGACGGCCCAGGAGCUAGGAGAAUUCACAUAUAGAACACGAGCCACCUUGUCAGGCCCCUACGUGAUCUCCGUGAUGGGGAAAGAGGCUGGCGAUCGUGAGUUCUGGCAGCUCUUACAAGCCCCUGAUACCCCCCUGCUGCAGGGUAUUGCUGACUACAGACCCAAGGAUGGUGAAACCAUCGAGCUGAGGCUGAUUCGCUGGUAGCCCCUGGGCUCCCUCACCCCAGCAGCCUCGCACACUCCCAGGGCUUCUGCCCUCCCACCCGACAUCCCUGGAACAGGCACUUACCUGAUCCUGCAGUCCCCUCCCAUGUGCUUGGACUAAUGUCUCCUGGAGGACCCCAGCCACUACCCCUAUGAGGGUCCUAAGCUACAGCCCACCCUGGAGCAGGGAGCCAAGCACCUUCUCUGCAAAGUCUGUCAGCCCAGGUCUGGCCCAGCCUGGCCCUUCAGGCCUUUGGUGAAGACCACCUUGUGAUCUGAAGGGCGUGAAGCAUCUCAGACUACUUGGCAGAAGGAAGAGAAGCAGUCUGCUGGCUGCUGGUGUUGUGAGUACCACCACACUGGGUUUGGGGCCCUACAAGGAAGCCUCCAUGGCCCAAGGGCUGUGGCCCUGACCUCAGCUCUCCAGUCGGUGUCAGGGUGGCAGCCCCAGAUUUGGUUGUGGCACAGUAGUUGGCGAGGCCUCAGCAGGCUGCUCAGUGCCCACCUCUGAUAUAAUUAAAGCAUUGAUUGGCUCUUGCUGCAGCA